Sceloporus undulatus (fence lizard) is the source of this 967-nucleotide messenger RNA. RefSeq names its product BAF nuclear assembly factor 1 (gene BANF1). The record is from RefSeq and is a predicted model, not a curated record. The transcript has 3 exons. Bases 164 to 433 code for a protein of 89 amino acids. NCBI's taxonomy places the organism in Eukaryota, Metazoa, Chordata, Lepidosauria, Squamata, Phrynosomatidae. Gene Ontology annotation, molecular function: DNA binding.
CUUAGGGCCAGCCAUAGAGACGCGCCGUCUAAGCCUAGAGCGUCCCCCUCUGUUUUUUUAAUGGGGCGUUUCAGCGGAGCCUUAAAAAAUGGGACCUAUGACCCGGAAGUAGAAGCGCGGCGAGGCGGGAGCGACGGUUGAGUAGGCGGCGAAGGCAGCCAGAAUGACCACCAGCCAGAAGCACCGGGACUUCGUGGCGGAGCCCAUGGGGGAGAAGCCCGUCGGGGCUCUGGCCGGCAUCGGAGACGUCCUGGGCAAGAAGCUGGCGGACCAAGGCUUCGACAAGGCCUACGUGGUGCUUGGGCAGUUCUUGGUGCUGAGGAAAGACGAGGAGAACUUCCGCGAAUGGCUGAAGGACACCUGCGGGGCCAACGCCAAGCAAUCCAGGGACUGCUACGGCUGCCUGCGGGAAUGGUGCGACGCCUUCUUGUGAACCCCGGAAGCGCCCUGAGUUGGGGGGAUGCUGUUAGCUUUUUGGUGGUUAGCUAGAGACCCAGCCUUCCCUUCCAACCCCCUCCAGAACCCCUAUUCACUCAUUUACAAGCAUCCGCCAAGGGUCCGUGGAAGCUGUUACCCAAAUCAAAAGUGUUGCUGCCUUUUAAAUCUAACAAAGCCUCUCUGGGGAGAAGGUUGAGAAAGGCGGGGGACGUUCCUGUUCAGAGCCCCAUAGAGCUUGUUCUCUUCUAUGCAGCUUUGAAGGACCCCCUCAGCCCUCUCCUCGCAUGGAUUCGGCUAUUAUUCAGCCUGCAGCUAUUGGGGGAGAGUUCUGCACCCCUUUGGUUUUGAGGUUUAGUGUUGGAUUUCUUCUUGAAAAUGAGAGAUGUAUUUGUCACGUUUCUGGCUCAAACCCCGUUCUUUGAUUCUCCCCCCGUUCUCCCCACACGACUUUUAUACCACCUGCUUUUAAACGGCAGGCGCCACAAAUCAUUGUUUUUAAAACAAUAAAAAUCAGCUAUGUGUUUGCUCA